AUGUUAUCAAUUGUAGCUUUUCUCCAGUUGGGAAUAUCAACGCUUACAAUAACCUUCUUAUCAUUUUGCGUAACGAAGGAAAGACAAUUCAGCAUUACGACUUUCUACAUGUUUUCUUUCCUCUAUUCAAUAAUAGUGCAAUUCUUUAUAUACACCUAUCAUGGAACAAACCUUCAGGAAAAGACUAAAAAUAUUUCGCUGGCCAUAUACGAAUCGAAAUGGCAUUUAUUUGAUAUAAGUAUACAAAAAGACAUAGCAUUUGCUGUAAUGGGUGCUCAGAAGAAACUUACUUUAACUGCCGGAGGAUUUCUUGUUAUCAACAAUAACACUUUACUUCAGGUAUUUAAAUCUUCGUUUUCGUAUAUUACCCUUUUGCUGUCUUUAUCAAAGUGA
Molecule: messenger RNA, 393 nt
Organism: Agrilus planipennis (emerald ash borer)
Lineage: Eukaryota; Metazoa; Arthropoda; Insecta; Coleoptera; Buprestidae
Gene: Or82a
Product: odorant receptor 82a
Exons: 4
Coding region: 1-393 (130 amino acids)
Biological process (GO): sensory perception of smell; detection of chemical stimulus involved in sensory perception of smell
Cellular component (GO): plasma membrane
Molecular function (GO): olfactory receptor activity; odorant binding
Source: RefSeq, a predicted model, not a curated record